This is a messenger RNA of Coprinopsis cinerea okayama7#130, 2595 nucleotides long. RefSeq lists its product as hypothetical. NCBI's taxonomy places the organism in Eukaryota, Fungi, Basidiomycota, Agaricomycetes, Agaricales, Psathyrellaceae. The transcript is spliced from 4 exons. Gene Ontology annotation, molecular function: DNA binding; zinc ion binding. The record is from RefSeq and is a predicted model, not a curated record. Bases 1 to 2595 code for a protein of 864 amino acids. Gene Ontology annotation, biological process: DNA-templated transcription.
AUGGACCCUGCUGGCAUGCGAGUCGGACGCCCUGACCCAAACCAGCAGCCGCCAAAGGGUUAUCCACCCAUGUUCCAACCUCCUCCUCACCCUGGCUAUCCUCCUUACCACCCAAUGAUGCCUGCGCCUCCAUAUGGCCCUUACCACCCACAAAUGCCCCCUCCAGGUCCCUAUCCUGGUCCCCACAUUCACCCAGGCUAUCCACCCCCGUACCCGCCGCCCCCAGGCGUUCCAAUUGGCGCUGCUCCGCCCCCUGCAUUGCCGCCCCCCGCCCAACAAGCUCCUCCGCCCGCUCCGCCUCCACCUCCACCUCCCCAGAGGCCACCGCCCCCUUCCAAAGGCACAGAUCCAAACGGCAACGAUAUGUCCAACACCGAGGCUCUCGCAAAGAACUUUGGUGUCUCGGCGGCAAUCGUCAACAACAUCCUGGGAAGUGCCCCAACCGACAGGGAAGAUCUCGCCGUUGGCUCGAAUGGCCUAUCUUCUGGCCGUGAUCGUUCAGAGCUGGAUGUCCCCCCGCGUGACAGCGCCCAGUGGAUUCAGGUUACAGCCCGACGCAAUUCGAUGUCUGGCUCGGUCCCCAAUACUAUUGCACUCUCGCGUCCUGUCGCAACGGGCCCGACUGCGAAUGUUUGGUUACCCAAGGACCGCGAGAUGGCCAACCACAUCGUCGACGUCUACUUCACCCAUCUCAAUCUUCAUCGGCCAGUGUUUUCCCGGAAGGACCUCCAAAAGAUCAUGGACGACCUGUACGAUGGGGUGUCGUCAUAUGAUCCAGGCUAUAUCUGUAGCCUCUAUCUCAUUUUUGCGCUGGGUACUCUGAGUGAUCUUAAUCAUCGCGCAGUCAAGGCUGACGUCGACUUGACCGCCGAAGUCACGCAGCAUCUGGGAUCUGCUAUGGCGAAGAAGCUCAUGCCGCCCACCUGGCCUCAGCAUGAUGAGUUCUUCCAAAGAGCGUUGGCGGUCAAGCCAGACCUUCGUGUCACCAUAUCGAGUCUGCAGGCUUUGAUCUUGCUUCAUUGGUAUCUCUAUACUGAACGACAAGGCCGGACGCUUUGGAGACUGGUUGGCAGCCUCGUUCGGCUGUCCAUUGAAUUGGGUUUGCACCACGACCCCACUACUCAAUUGAACACUUCCAACGAUAUGCCAGAUGGAACAACAACAGAGCAGAAUGUUUUCACGGAAGAGGAAUGUCAACUUCGAAUUCGGCUGUGGGGCAUCGUCUUAAUCCACGAUCGUGGAACAUCUAUCCUGCUUGGACGCCCAUUGGCGAUCUCUCCAUCGGACACGAACACUCCACGCCCAACUCGCCCUCUGAAAGCCAGGCUUACCGACUUUUCGGAACACUUCGAUCUUUCACAUCCUGUCGCGGAGAUCCAGGCAGAUAUCAUCAACUCACUCUACACGCCGAACAAGCAAGCGCCAGACACCAUCAUGCGGAACGCGACGAGAAUUAUCAAGAGCAUGUCCGAGUUCCGACGGAGUUUGCCAGAGAGAUACCGCUACUACUUUAGUGGUACAGAAGAGUGGCCAGUAGAUGAUCGAAUUCAACUGGUCCAGAAGAUCACAGAAGAUGAGGGCUUGACGCUGCUGAAGAUAGGCAUUGCUAGGAUUCUACUUCUCAGAGCUCUCUUUAGCUCGAAGGAACUUUCCUAUGUCCAUCGCCGCAAGGCCUUGGUUGAUGCUAUCAUCACAUCUCACAACACGAUCGUCAUUCACAAUCAGCUCAUCCGUUUCCCAGACAUCGCCUUCUUCACGUCGCCUAUCCCAUUGCACAUCGCGGCCAUGGUCAUACUAUACGGCCAAAUGUCCAAAGUGGACUGUCUUCCUUUCAAUACCGCAUUGGAAGACCUCUGGCUUGCACUGGACAUGCUCCCUCGUUUCCGAUGGCGAUGGGAACGAAAAGACUUUGGUGGAGCCCAUCCUCUCAUUUCACGCCUCGCUGAGCGCGUGAUGAACGUCAACCUUCGUACCUACACGCCUACAGGAAACCCUGUCCUCAUGUGUGAACCAGAAUGGGACGAGGACUCCAACAUUUCGCCCAUUCCCAAAUCUCAACAAACAACUCCCACCCUCGCGGCUGCUGGACCUGGAUAUGCGCCGCAGGCGAGCGGUCCUCCCAUUUACGGGCCACAGCCUCGCACCCUGGCUCCUGGUACGGGAAACGGUAACCAAGGAAUGGGCGGUGGCAGCCACAGUAGUAGCGGAGGCUCGACGCCUCAAGAGAAGGCGCUGGUUGACGUCCCGACCAACUUGUUUUACCCUUUCUACCCUGAGAACGCGUCGGGAAACGCAGCGAACACCAACGGGACUGACCAACAGGGAUACACGCAUAUACUCGCACAAGCUGGAUCGGCUCAUGCGAGCAGCUACGGAUGCCAGCCUUCGCAUGAUUCGUAUAUGUCAGAGGAACGCGACAUCGCACCUGCCGCGCCUCACCCAGGUCACGGGGCUCCUCAAACCCCACAACAGCCCUCAGUGGCGAUGUGGAUGAACGUGCAACAGCAAGUGCAAGUUCCUCCUGGUGCUCCUCCUGGUGCUCCACCCCGCCCGCCUAUGCAGCCAGUUUACUCCGUUCCAUCAUCACAUCCUUAG